AUCUAUCAGCAAGUCAACUACAGAUUUUAACAAAUAGAAUGAAUGAGAUCAAAUAAAACGAUAACAAAACUCUCUUAUCGUUUCUUGAAAAAUGAAAAACAGAAACCGUGAUUUUCGUUUUUAGUAUUACCAUUACCAUUACCAUAACCACAAGCCACCAUAGACAAAAGGCGAUAUAUGGGCAAGCCCAGUGGCAGUUUCAAUGCCUUCUUGAACCCCUUUUAUUCAUUUACUGUGCGAUCGCUCUCCAUGAAGAUUUCUUCUUCUGCUUCUUUACAAGAAUUUACCAGCCUCUGCAAUGACGGACGCAUAAGACAAGCCUAUGACACGUUCAAAGUCGAGAUAUGGUCAGACCCAUCUCUGUUUUCUCAUCUUCUUCAAUCAUGCAUAAAACUAGGCUCGCUUUUUGGAGGAAAACAGGUCCAUUCUUUGAUAAUUACAUCUGGGGGUUCCAAAGACAAGUUCAUUUCGAAUCACCUUUUAAACUUGUACUCCAAAUUAGGACAGUUUAAGUCUUCUUUGGUGCUGUUUAGUAACAUGCCACGAAGAAAUUUAAUGUCGUUUAACAUUUUGAUCAAUGGGUAUUUGCAGCUUGGGGACUUGGAAAACGCCCAGAAGUUGUUUGAUGAAAUGUCUGAAAGAAACAUUGCCACAUGGAAUGCAAUGAUAGCAGGUCUGACCCAGUUUGAAUUUAACAAACAAGCUUUAAGUUUGUUUAAAGAAAUGUAUGGAUUGGGUUUUUUGCCUGAUGAGUUUACACUAGGCAGUGUACUCAGAGGUUGCGCUGGUUUAAGAUCUUUACUUGCAGGUCAAGAGGUUCAUGCUUGUCUCUUGAAAUGUGGAUUUGAACUGAGUUCGGUAGUGGGCAGCUCUCUAGCUCAUAUGUAUAUAAAGUCUGGUAGUUUAUCUGAUGGAGAGAAGUUAAUUAAAUCAAUGCCAAUUCGUACUGUAGUUGCUUGGAAUACUCUUAUUGCUGGAAAAGCGCAAAAUGGGUGUCCAGAAGAAGUGUUGAACCAGUAUAAUAUGAUGAAAAUGGCAGGCUUUCGACCGGAUAAAAUAACAUUUGUGAGUGUAUUAAGUGCAUGUUCGGAACUGGCGACGUUAGGCCAAGGCCAGCAAAUCCAUGCUGAAGUGAUCAAAGCUGGAGCUAGUUCAGUUUUAGCGGUUAUCAGUUCAUUGAUUAGCAUGUAUUCACGAUCUGGGUGUCUAGAGGACUCUAUAAAAGCCUUUGUGGAUCGUGAAGAUUUUGAUGUCGUGUUAUGGAGUUCUAUGAUUGCCGCUUAUGGAUUCCAUGGGAGAGGAGAGGAAGCUGUGGAGCUGUUUCACCAAAUGGAAGAUUUGAAAAUGGAGGCAAAUGAAGUGACCUUCUUGAGUCUGCUUUAUGCUUGUAGUCACUCUGGAUUGAAGGAGAAAGGAACUGAGUAUUUAGAUUUGAUGGUGAAGAAGUAUAAACUCAAGCCUAGAAUUGAACACUACACAUGUGUGGUUGAUCUGCUCGGUCGGGCUGGCCGGUUGGAGGAAGCAGAGGGUAUGAUAAGAUCAAUGCCUGUAAAACCAGAUGGCAUUAUUUGGAAAACUUUAUUAGCAGCCUGCAAACUCCACAAGGAAGCAGAAAUGGCCAAACGAAUUUCUGAAGAAAUUAUAAAGCUUGAUCCUCUAGAUGCUGCUUCCUAUGUGCUGCUUUCAAACAUCCAUGCUUCUGCUAGAAAUUGGCCCAACGUUUCCGAGAUUAGGAAAGCAAUGAGAGACAGGAACGUCAGGAAGGAACCAGGCAUUAGUUGGUUAGAACUCAAAAAUUUGGUUCAUCAAUUUAGCAUGGGGGACAAAUCUCACCCACAAUACUUUGAGAUUGAUUUGUAUUUGAAAGAACUAAUGUCCGAACUGAAACGGCAUGGUUACGUGCCGGACUUAGGCUCGGUUUUGCACGACAUGGACAAUGAAGAAAAAGAAUACAACUUGGCACAUCACAGUGAGAAGUUUGCAAUUGCUUUUGCACUGAUGAAUACUUCAGAGAAUGUCCCAAUAAGAGUGAUGAAGAACUUGAGAGUCUGCAAUGACUGUCAUAAUGCCAUUAAGUGCAUAUCAAGGAUUAGGAAUAGAGAGAUUAUUGUAAGAGAUGCAAGUAGAUUUCACCAUUUCAAGGAUGGUGAAUGUUCUUGUGGUAAUUAUUGGUAGGAAUUUUUCUUUUUCUUUCGCACAAAUAGGGAUAUGAGAAUUUGAAUCUCUAACAUUAUAAGACACAUUGCAAGUCGACUACCCUAAGCUAUAUUCCGUCGACUACCCUAAGCUAUGUUCGUUUACGGUCUCUUUCCAUAUGUAAACCUAAGGUUCGAUCUAAUUAAUAAGCAUUCAUUUAUAUAAUGUUUCAAACAA
Messenger RNA from Cucumis melo (muskmelon), 2373 nucleotides. Its product is annotated as pentatricopeptide repeat-containing protein At2g41080. The transcript has a single exon. The record is from RefSeq and is a predicted model, not a curated record. Gene Ontology annotation, biological process: RNA modification. Bases 178 to 2175 code for a protein of 665 amino acids. Gene Ontology annotation, molecular function: RNA binding; protein binding; zinc ion binding. NCBI's taxonomy places the organism in Eukaryota, Viridiplantae, Streptophyta, Magnoliopsida, Cucurbitales, Cucurbitaceae.